This is a messenger RNA of Vollenhovia emeryi, 1404 nucleotides long. Its product is annotated as inositol monophosphatase 1-like. The transcript has 6 exons. Bases 217 to 1035 code for a protein of 272 amino acids. Lineage: Eukaryota; Metazoa; Arthropoda; Insecta; Hymenoptera; Formicidae. Gene Ontology annotation, biological process: phosphatidylinositol phosphate biosynthetic process; inositol metabolic process; signal transduction. The record is from RefSeq and is a predicted model, not a curated record. Gene Ontology annotation, molecular function: inositol monophosphate 1-phosphatase activity.
CAACGUGUUUACUGCCGAGCCGGGUCGAGCCGAACCGAGCUGAGCCGAGCCGAGCAGCUGAGCUGAGCGUCGCUCGGUAUCAGCUGAUGGGUCAGACACGGGUGAUGUCGUGUCACGUCGGUCGGUCUGAGUCAAUUCGCAAUUGCAAUAGCGAGUCGCGCUUGUGCGAACGCGUGUAAAAAGCUCUCGUUAAGCAUUUCUCACGGCGGAUAAACCAUGUCGAAUGUCGACGGGUGCUACAUUGAAAUCUUGCGACUCGUGAAGCAAGCUGGCUCGAUCAUCAGGGAGAAGAUUUAUCAAUGCAAAGAUGUGCUCACAAAGUCGUGUGACGUUGACUUGGUAACGAAAUGGGAUCAAGAGGUAGAGAAACUUUUAAUCGACGGAAUAUCGUCCAGAUAUCCCGAUCACAGAUUUAUCGGCGAGGAGAGCACCGCCUCCGGACAGAAAAUUGAAUUGACAGAUGCCCCGACGUGGAUAAUCGAUCCGAUCGAUGGCACGAUGAAUUUCGUUCACGGUUUGCCGCACACGUGCGUCUCGGUUGCGCUGCUUAUUAAUAAAGUAGCGGAAAUAGGAAUAGUGUAUAAUCCGAUCUUGGAGCAACUUUUUACCGCUCGCAAAGGUCAGGGCGCUUUUCUCAACGGCGCCCCAAUUCACGUAUCCGACGAAACGGAAUUAUGUAAAGCACUGCUAAUGGUAGAGAUGGGAACCAGUAGAGAUCCAGAGAAGAUGAAAAUAGUCUUGCAAAAUAUAACGCUUCUUACAGCACGUGUUCAUGGAAUACGAUCGCUUGGUUCGGCAGCUCUGAAUAUGUGCAUGGUGGCUCUUGGCGGUGCUGACGUUUCUUUUGAAUUUGGUAUACAUGCUUGGGACAUUGCAGCCGGAGAUCUUAUUGUUCGAGAAGCUGGCGGUGUAUCGAUAGACCCAGCUGGAGGUCCGUUUGACGUGAUGAGCAGAAGAACAUUGUGCGCAUCAUCGAUGGAAUUAGCUCAACAAAUUUCCAAGGUAUUAAUCCAGUAUUAUCCAGAGCGAGAUUAAGAAGCUUGAAAACAUAUGGAAGAUGAACAAGGCUCAUUGUUUCUUUCAUCGGGUCAGAUCGUUAAAAGUAAUGAAAAUAUCGUUGUCUAAAAGAAAUGUAAAUAUUUCAAUUGAUAUUGUUUAAGAAAUAAAUUGACGAGUUUAUUCAUUUAUGAUAUAAAGCCAACUGUAUACACGAUAGCGUUGUCGCAUUUUACUAUAGAUGAAAAUAAAACCAAACUAAACUUUUUAUUAUAUAAUUAUAUAUUACUCUCACAAAGGGACUUAAAAAUAGUAUUACUUUUAUCAUUCUCUUAUGACAUAUGUAAUUAUUCUGAAACAUACACAUGUAAUCAUAUUACAUAUAAUUAAAAAAACUCAGGAAAUAUA